Messenger RNA from Fundulus heteroclitus (mummichog), 1767 nucleotides. RefSeq names its product RAD9 checkpoint clamp component A (gene rad9a). Lineage: Eukaryota; Metazoa; Chordata; Actinopteri; Cyprinodontiformes; Fundulidae. The record is from RefSeq and is a predicted model, not a curated record. The coding region runs from base 286 to 1452 and encodes 388 amino acids. Gene Ontology annotation, biological process: mitotic intra-S DNA damage checkpoint signaling; DNA repair; cellular response to ionizing radiation. The transcript has 12 exons. Gene Ontology annotation, cellular component: checkpoint clamp complex.
UCUGAUAGGUCCACUGCGAGGAAGUGGGUUAUGGCGGCGUAAACAAGGCGAGGGUCGGUUGUUGAGUGAAGCGGCCAUCGCAAAUAAACUUUUUACUUUUAAAAACACAGCCACAGCAAAAAACAAAAACAAAAAAAAAAAAACAAGUAUGUUUUUCGUACGAGGAGCUAUUCUCUGGGCGGACACGAUUAAAAACCCAACAAACCGAUCCCACGGCUGUUUGGUAGCUCUGUGAAAACCUUGCGGCGCGGUUUGCUCAUUUAACCGAUAAAUAACUGUGUAAAAAUGCAAUGUGUCGUGACGGGAGGAAACGUGAAAGUGCUGGGCAAAGCCGUCCACUCUCUGUCCAGGAUCGGAGACGAGCUGUACGUGGAGCCUCAGGAAGAAGGGCUGGCCCUGCGGUCUGUGAACUCCUCUCGUUCGGCGUACGCUUCCUUCCUGUUCGCGCCGCUCUUCUUCAGCAGGUACUCCAUCCCCAGGGGGCUCAACUUCCGCUGCAAGCUGGCAAUAAAGAGUGUGCAGACCGUCUUCAGAUCUCUUGCAACUUUAGAGAAAACGGUGGAAAAAUGUCACAUCGGCCUUGACGAGCAAAAAGACCGCCUAACUUUCACGCUGCACUGCAAACAUGGCCUCCUGAAGACGCAUAACCUGUCUUACCAGGACAGCGAGAGCUUGGAGGCCGUGUUCGAUAAAGACAGCUGCGCCAACGUGUUCAGAGCCCAGCCCAGAGUGCUGGUGGACACGGUGGUGCACUUCCCUACGUCCCUGGAAGAAGUGACCCUGACACUGAGUGACGAACGGAUGUGGGUCAGGAAUCAUGUGGAGGACGAAGCAGAGCGCUCCAAGGCCGUGCUGACCGAGCUGUGUCUGGCUGCGGAUGAGUUCGACCACUUUGACAUCAAACUCCACAACAGCAUCACCUUCUGUCUGAAGGAGUUUCGGGGUUUGCUGUUGUUCGCUGAGUCCACCGGCCUCCCUGUGACUAUGUACCUUGAUGAGCCCGGCAGCCCCGUGGUGCUUUCAGUAACGGACAGCGUUCUGGAGGGGAAUUUCGUGCUGGCGACGCUUUCGGAUGAUCACUAUCUCCGCCAGAGCAACAGAGGAGCCGACGCGGAGCAGACGCGGCCUCCCGACGACUUCAUGAACGACGACAUGGACGCCUAUCUGAUCGCCAUGGAUUCCAGCGUGGCACCGGGGCCCUCCACCGCAGACCCGCCCGCGCCCUCAUUAGCCGCAUUCAGAAAGCCCCCGGCGCCCAAUUACAGGACCCGAACCUACAGCGAGGAGGAGGAAGAUGGGGAGGAAGAUCCAGAGAGGCCACCAGAUAAAAAGUUCCGCUCCCUGUUCUUCGGGUCGGUGCUUCCUCCGUCCCCUCGGAGGAGCUCGCAGCCUUUCACCACUCAGGAAGUGCUGGCCAGCGACAGCGAGGAGGACGAAGCUGAAGCAGACUGACGGUCAGAACCACGGGGCGGAUCGGACGGACGGGAAACCUGAGAGCGCUGUUACAGCACCACACCUGGCACCACACCUGGAUUACUUGAAACGAGAGAAACUGACUUUUAGUUUUUACCGAGGUUACCUGGGCCUCCGUUGACAGACUGUGCUGCCACUGUUCUUCCACUGCAUCCCAGACCGAGGACUCUGAGGUGCAUGUUGAGCUUAAAAACUGUGAUAAUGUGAAACAUGAAGCACUUCAGUUUGUUUUUGUUUUUUACUUGUCUGGUUGAUGGAGAAGCACCAAAGAAAAUAAAUUAGCUUUUCAUAUUA